ACCAACAAAGGGACCCAAACACCAAUAUUCACUUGGAAAUAAUACAGUCCACUCCUUCCUUUAAGCUUAUUGAAGAUUGCCUUUCCCUUCUAUGCUUUCUCCCUUCUUUCCUUAACCCAAAAGCUCCACUCUGCUCAGCUCCGAGCUCAGCUUCUGCAGGGCAAUGGAGGUUGCGAAGAUGAACAAACUUAUGGCUCUGACACUCAUGGUGUUGUGUUCCUUUGUCUUCCUCGGAAAAGCAGGGAAACAGCUUCCUAAGAAACAGACUUAUAUAAUCCACAUGGACAAGUCCCAGAUGCCGACCGACUUCACCGACCAUAUGGAAUGGUAUGGCUCGUCCCUCCGCUUGGUUUCUGAUGCGGCGGACGUGCUGUACUCUUACGACACGGUGCUUCACGGCUUCUCGACUAGGCUGUCCCCGGAGGAGUCCCGGUCGCUUGAGCAGCUGCCUGGGAUUCUCUCGGUGACGCCUGAGGUGAAGUACGAGCUCCACACGACCCGCUCCCCGGAGUUCCUCGGGCUCGAGGGAGACAAUUCUUCAUCUCCACAGGCUGUGUUUCCCGCGUCAGGUUCGGGAAGUGAGGUGAUCGUUGGGGUCCUGGAUACUGGAGUUUGGCCGGAGCUGAAGAGCUUCGACGACUCUGGGCUGGGACCGAUUCCUAGCAGAUGGAAGGGCGCGUGCGAGGAAGGAAAUAACUUCAAUUCCAACAGUUGCAAUCGGAAGCUUGUUGGUGCGAGGUACUUCUCGAAGGGGUACGAGGCCGCCAUGGGGCCAAUCAAUGAGUCCAUGGAAUCGAAAUCACCUAGGGACGAUGAUGGCCAUGGAACCCACACCUCCACCACCGCUGCGGGAUCCCCCGUCUCGGGGGCAAGCCUCUUUGGGUUCGCCUCAGGGAAAGCCCGUGGGAUGGCCCCACAAGCCCGGGUUGCAGCCUAUAAGGUAUGCUGGCUUGGAGGGUGUUUUGGAUCAGAUAUCUUGGCAGCAAUGGACAAAGCCGUAGUUGAUGGCGUGGACGUUAUAUCAAUGUCGAUCGGGGGAGAGGUCGCAGACUACUUUAGGGAUACAGUCUCAAUUGGGGCCUUCACCGCGAUGUCCAACGGGAUUCUUGUCUCAUGCUCAGCCGGGAACGCCGGGCCCAGCUCAGAGAGCAUCGGGAAUGUGGCCCCAUGGAUAACUACUGUUGGUGCAGGCACCCUAGACCGCGAAUUCCCAGCUUAUGUCACCCUUGGGAAUGGAAAGAAGUACAUGGGCGUGUCCCUUUACGGCGGGAAAUCGAUUUCGAAUACGUCACUCCCGCUUGUAUUUGCUGGAAACGUGAGUGGUUCAUUGAGCGGUGAUCUAUGCAUGACCGGUAGUUUGACUCCGAGCAAGGUCGCUGGGAAGAUCGUGGUGUGCGAUCGUGGAGGGAAUUCGCGGGCCCAGAAGGGUGUGGUGGUGAGGAAUGCAGGCGGGCUCGGGAUGAUAUUGGCCAACACGGAGUACUAUGGGGAGGAGCUAGUUGCUGAUGCCCACAUCCUACCUUCAGCAGCCCUCGGGAAAAAGGCGGCGGAUGCGGUGAAGAGGUAUGCCUCCUCGGAUCGGAAUCCAACGGCCACAAUAGCUUCGGGCGGCACCCACCUAGAAGUCCAGCCAUCACCAGUAGUGGCAGCUUUCAGCUCACGAGGACCGAACUCGUUAAACCCACAGGUUCUCAAGCCUGACCUUAUCGCCCCCGGGGUGAACAUACUCGCAGGCUGGACUGAAGCAGCUGGCCCUACGGGCCUGGACAGCGACAAGAGGAGGGUCAGCUUCAACAUAAUCUCCGGGACCUCCAUGUCCUGCCCGCACGUGAGCGGGCUAGCAGCCCUCCUCAAGGCCUCCCACCCUGAAUGGAGUCCUGCAGCAAUCAAAUCAGCCCUCAUGACCACGUCCUACACGACCUACAAGGAUGGGGACACCAUCGAGGAUGUGGCCACAGGGAACCCGUCUACACCGUUUGAUUACGGGGCAGGGCAUGUGGACCCGAUGGCCGCCAAUGAUCCAGGCCUAGUCUACGACACAACAGUAGAGGACUACCUUGGUUUCCUCUGUGCACUGAACUACACUGCAGGCCUAAUCAAACGGGCCACUAACAGGGACUUCACUUGCUCAGGGAAGAAGUAUCGGGUGGAGGAUCUCAAUUAUCCGUCCUUUGCGGUUCCAUUUGAGACAGCUUCAAGCAGAACGGGUGGGGCUGGGUCCACGAGCAUGGUCAAAUACACGAGGACCCUCACCAACGUGGGCAGCCCAGGAACAUACAAGGCCUCGAUAUCUUCUGGGACCCCAACGGUAAAAAUCUCAGUCGAGCCGGGAAUGUUGAGUUUUGGUGGUAUGAAUGAGAAGAAAAGCUAUACAGUUAUGUUCGUUGCCAGCUCCAUGCCAUCGGGCACGAUCAGCUUUGCACAUCUUGAGUGGUCAGAUGGGAAGCACAAGGUCCGGAGCCCGAUUGCUUUCAGCUGGACAUGAUCAUACCACAAGGAGGUCCGGUAUUACAAUGGUGCAAAUUCUCCAGCUGUUAAGGGCUAUAAAGGGCCUUCGAUGCGAAGAGUUGCUCUGCAUAUGCGUGGAAUGAACUCAAUAGGCCAAGCAAAAUUCCCAAGAGUAGGGAAAUAUGACUAACUGUACAGAUAUAUCCCAAGCAGUAUUAUUAUCAAGCAUGUCAAGAAGAAAACAAAUAAUCAAAGAACGAUGUUGUUUCUUCCUCCAAAUUCAGUUAGCCGAGUUCUCUAAA
This is a messenger RNA of Punica granatum (pomegranate), 2750 nucleotides long. The record is from RefSeq and is a predicted model, not a curated record. Lineage: Eukaryota; Viridiplantae; Streptophyta; Magnoliopsida; Myrtales; Lythraceae.